This is a messenger RNA of Dacryopinax primogenitus, 610 nucleotides long. RefSeq lists its product as uncharacterized. The transcript has 4 exons. NCBI's taxonomy places the organism in Eukaryota, Fungi, Basidiomycota, Dacrymycetes, Dacrymycetales, Dacrymycetaceae. Bases 17 to 505 code for a protein of 162 amino acids. The record is from RefSeq and is a predicted model, not a curated record.
AGGAAAUCAACUCGCCAUGUACUCACUCGCAGCUGCAGUCCUCGUCUUCGCAGGUGUCGCCUCGGCCCACUCCUUCACGCUGCACAACAACUGUCCCUACAACGUCCCUGUCUUCGUUGAUUCCUGGCCGGGUUCGAUUACGUAUACCGGUCCUCAGCCAGGAACGCUCGGGCCUGGGGAGUAUUACGGCCUGAGUAUCCCAAGCGGUUGGAAUAGCAGGAUCUGCCACAAUGCCGAUGGGGGCAAUUGCUGGGGUGCAGAUUCGAUGACCGAGUUCAACAUGGAUGCUGGUGGACUCGCCUAUUACGACAUCUCGAACAUCGAGGCGUUCUCAAUUGCCCAGCAAAUUGCUCCUGCUGGCGGCGGGUGCCAGACCGUGACAUGCACAAGCGCAAACUGCCCCUGCAGCCAAGCCUAUCCUCCUGGAGACGAAUCUGGAUGCGGAGACGAUGCGCCCGUCAAGGCAUGUUCCGACCAGGACUUCACGAUUACUUACUGCCCUUGAGUAAGCAGGCAGCAUCACAUAGCAUAUGACAUACCUGCGAGAAUAUCCAGAGAAUCGAUUGAAGAUAAAGAAAUGCAAUGGGUUGUUUGACAUUGUUCCCGUGCC